GAAGAUUCGAUGUAUCAUUCAUCGAACGUCGUCGCGGUUGUAUCAUGUCAACUGUAAAGGUUUUAACAAUAUUUAUUUAAAAUUUCCAUACGCGCAAUUAAUUAUUCGUUGAUAAAAAUACGUUUUGUCAGUUAUACGAGUGAGUAGUCGUACUAUAAAGGUUGUAAAAGUAUUAUGCUACCUUUGGGUAGCACUCCACCAGUACAGCAAUCGAGCAAUAUGCAGCAACAGGGAAGCAUGACUCCUACGGGAGGAUCCAACAAACCUAGCAGUAGUUUGAAACCGAACUAUACUCUCAAGUUCACUUUAGCCGGCCAUACAAAAGCGGUGUCCUCUGUUAAAUUCAGCCCGAACGGCGAAUGGCUGGCAAGUUCAUCUGCGGAUAAACUUAUCAAAAUCUGGGGCGCGUACGAUGGUAAAUUCGAAAAAACCAUCUCCGGGCACAAGCUCGGUAUAAGCGAUGUGGCGUGGUCUACCGAUAGCAGACUGUUGGUCUCCGCUAGCGACGAUAAAACACUGAAAAUAUGGGAGUUGUCUUCAGGGAAGUGCUUAAAAACACUAAAGGGACACAGUAAUUACGUUUUCUGCUGUAAUUUUAACCCACAAUCCAAUCUGAUUGUGUCCGGGUCGUUUGACGAGACCGUACGCAUUUGGGAUGUACGGACGGGUAAAUGCUUGAAAACCCUGCCGGCCCAUUCAGAUCCGGUUAGUGCGGUACAUUUUAAUCGAGAUGGUUCGCUUAUUGUCAGUAGCAGUUAUGACGGUUUAUGCCGAAUAUGGGAUACCGCUUCGGGGCAAUGUUUAAAAACAUUAAUCGACGAUGACAAUCCUCCAGUUUCCUUCGUGAAAUUCUCCCCGAACGGAAAAUAUAUAUUAGCGGCUACUUUAGACAAUAUGUUAAAGUUGUGGGAUUAUUCCAAAGUGAAGUGCUUGAAAACGUAUUCGGGGCACAAAAACGAAAAGUACUGCAUUUUUGCAAAUUUCUCCGUCACAGGUGGUAAAUGGAUCGUGAGUGGUUCUGAAGACAGUAUGGUAUACAUUUGGAAUUUGCAAACGAAAGAAAUUGUCCAAAAGUUACAAGGGCAUACAGAUGUGGUUCUUUGCACCACCUGCCACCCGACAGAAAAUAUCAUCGCUUCGGCAGCGUUAGAAAAUGAUAAAACGAUUAAGUUGUGGAAAAGCGACACUUAGCCCCAUUUUUUCAACUUCGCUGUAUAAGUACCUCUCGCAAUUAAGUACAACAAAAUUGAAAAAUCUAACGUUAAUUAGUGAUUAAUGUUUCAAUUUAGAAAAUUGCACCAUAAGUCUUUAAUACAUUUGUAUUCCAAUCAGUGUAAUUGACAUUUUCAGUGUUGUUUCAUAAAUAUAGAAUAUCGAUUUUUUA
This is a messenger RNA of Photinus pyralis (common eastern firefly), 1384 nucleotides long. It is a transcript of the gene wds, whose product is annotated as protein will die slowly. NCBI's taxonomy places the organism in Eukaryota, Metazoa, Arthropoda, Insecta, Coleoptera, Lampyridae. Bases 175 to 1191 code for a protein of 338 amino acids. Gene Ontology annotation, molecular function: histone binding. The record is from RefSeq and is a predicted model, not a curated record. Gene Ontology annotation, cellular component: Set1C/COMPASS complex. The transcript is spliced from 7 exons.